Messenger RNA from Nicrophorus vespilloides, 1651 nucleotides. RefSeq names its product caspase-1-like. The transcript is spliced from 6 exons. NCBI's taxonomy places the organism in Eukaryota, Metazoa, Arthropoda, Insecta, Coleoptera, Silphidae. Gene Ontology annotation, cellular component: cytoplasm. Gene Ontology annotation, biological process: proteolysis; apoptotic process. Bases 228 to 1211 code for a protein of 327 amino acids. The record is from RefSeq and is a predicted model, not a curated record.
UACUUUUGCUUCACUGAGAGAGGAGUCAUUCUUUGUUCCUAGAAAAUAUUUGAUAAAAUUCACCUUCCCUCCUAUUGUUUACUCGAUACUGAUCGAGUUUCGUUGCUCACAUAUUUCCUGUAACAUUAGCCUUUGUCCUCGCAUCUAUAUAAUAUCAUCGUCAUAUAUUACUGAUUGCUUUGUUUGCAAUUCUUCAAGACGCGACGAUCUUCGUUUACAAGAACGAAAUGGAAGAAGUCCAAAGCAAACAAAAUGGAUCUAGCAAAUCUGUUGAUGAGCGAGAUGCUUCCGGAAGCUCGAGUUCUGUCUACCAAGAAAAAGUGGCUGUUGCACCUACAUCGAAAGAUGCAACUCAUUACCGGAUGAGUAGCAACAUGAGAGGUCAUGCUGUGAUAUUCAAUCACGAGCACUUCAAAAUAUCUGGCCUGAAUUCUCGGAGUGGAACGCAGAUGGAUUGUCUCAACUUGGAGUCUAUGAUGAAAGAGUUGGGAUUUUUAGUAACAGUCUGUGAGAAUUAUGAAUUCAAUCAAAUCAAAAUGAAGAUUACCGAAUUGGCAAGAGAAGAUCAUACAAAUUAUGAUUGUCUGAUGAUUAUUGUCUUAUCACACGGUGAACACGGUAUGCUUUACGCUAAGGAUGUUAUCUAUAAACCAGAGCUCCUGUGGACUCCAUUUGUUGCUGAUCUAUGUCCAACAUUGGCUGGUAAACCCAAGUUGUUUUUCUUCCAAGCUUGCCAAGGUGAUAAACUGGAUAGUGGUAUUCACAUGAUAAGGACUGAGACUGAUGGACAACCCCCGAACCAUUUCAGGAUUCCAUCUCAGGCCGAUUUUCUCUUUGCCUAUUCAACAGUUCCAGGUUAUUAUUCUUGGCGCAACACGACUCGCGGUUCUUGGUACAUGCAGGCCCUUUGCGAGGAGCUGAAAGAGAGCGCCCACAAGUACGACCUCCUCACCAUACUGACGUUCGUCAAUCGUCGCGUCGCCGUCGAUUACGAGAGCAACGUUCCUGACAAAGUUCAUAUGCACAAGCAGAAGCAAAUUCCUUGUGUAACCAGCAUGUUGACCCGUUUAGUUCAGUUCAACCAGCUAGGAUCUAAUGUGACAAUCGAUUGUAACCGAGAAAACGACGCUAAAACUGCCGAUAGUUCUAAGAGUAAAAGGAAUUUUUUCACUUCCAUGUUCGGCACGAAAAAGAACUACAGGGUCAAUUAACCCGAAAAAGCCGUGUGUUUUUUUUAAACAAAUUAUAUAUUUAAACUAAGAUUUUAAAACUAUUUAAUAUUUUAUAUAUGAUAUUGCAUUUCACUAUGAAAAAUGCCGUUUUUCUUGAUCUCUUUAUAAUAUACAAAUUUAAUACUUCAAAGAAAUUGUGAUGGACUUUUGUAACUUAAUUAUUAUUAAUUUUUUUUUAAAUGAAACAAUUGCCAUUUCAGUGUAGAUGACAUUGAUGUUAGAACAAAAUAUUACCAUAUAAUUUAGAUAUAAUUGUAUUUGUUCCAUUAAAGGAUUGCCGACGAAGAUUGUUAUAUAUUUUUGUACAAUGUUUGUUUUUUUUUUUCCAUUGACUAUUUUGUAUUGAUCUUGUUAUUGGAAAUCCAUUAUAUAUACACUUUUUUUUAUACAUAUUUACUUACUUUAUAUAUCUAUGUUGA